AUGGCUAGUGAGGAGAGUUUUGUUGUGUUGGUUCACCACAGAGGAUCCAUUAAGAGGAAAACUCGUUCCGGAGUGAAGUUCACAGAUAAAGAUCCUCUCUGUAUUGUCGUAACUCCUCGAACUAGCUAUGACGACCUUGUUAGAUCGGUACUGAUGAAGCUCGGUCUGGAAGAUGCAAAGCGGGUAAUGUUUCUUUGUCGACGGCAGUUUCCGGAGGUCAGGACCCCAGAGUUGUUGGCAAAGCUGGUUGAUGUGGUAUCCAGCUCAGGGGGUUCGAACCGGAAUACCACCACUUUAGCCACACAAGCCGGUUCUAGUUCCCGGCCUGCCGUUGCUUCUUCCUCCGUCCCUGUCUACCAGCCAGUGGUCCAAGCUGUCGCCUCCCUGUCUUUUGCUGUUGAUCUCAAUGGCAGCGUUGGUGAAGACGUACGUUCAAGGAAAAAUCUGCCGGACGAUUUACUCGGCGUUGCACCGAUUGGCAUUGGAGACGGAGUGUUGGGUGAUGCAGAUAAGGAUGAUGUCGAGCCGGAUAUGAUUGAUGAUUACAGCGGCGAUGAUAUUGGAGCGACUGAGCCUGCAUUGGCGGGGGGUGGUUCUAGCACUGGCACACAACAGUAUCCACCACAUUUUUUCUCUUUGGACUUGGAUGCCAUGAGGCAGGAGGGGAUUUCUGGGCACUCUGUUGGAUUCAGAGCUAGAGAUGCGGAAGGGACUGCUGGUCUGAUAGAGUUCCAGUACAAGGUAGUGGAGUCCGAUCAUCGCCGGUAUGUGGGCAAGUGCUCCGAGUUUGGGAAUAGGUGCACAUGGUUGAUUCGGCUGAGUCUCCGGAAGCGCAAGGGCAUUUGGGAGGUCAAACGGUACAAUGGACGUCACACUUGCCUGGCCACAUCCAUCUCGAGUGACCACAGGAGUUUGGAUUAUCAUGUGAUUUCGGCGUUCAUUAUGCCAAUGGUUAGGGCUGAUGCAUCCGUCAGCGUAAAAGUGCUCCUGAACGCCACCGCAGCACACUUUGGGUUUAGGCCGACUUACAGGAGGGUCUGGAUGGCAAAGCAAAAGGCUAUUGCCCUCAUCUACGGUGAUUGGGAUGAGUCAUACAACGAGAUACCUAGGUGGGUGUUGGGUGUCCAGCUGACGAUGCCUGGUACUGUUGCAGUCCUAAGGACGAGCCCCGUUCGAGUUGGAGGACAGGUGGACGAGUCUCAAGCGUAUUUUCACAGACUUUUCUGGACUUUUCCACCUUGCAUCGAGGCAUUCCGUCAUUGCAAGCCGCUAAUCAGCAUCGACGGCACCCAUCUGUAUGGCAAGUACGGGAGAAUGUUGCUCAUCGCAAUUGCACAGGACGGAAACUCCAACAUUCUACCUGUUGCAUUCGCACUAGUAGAGGGUGAGAAUGCUGAGUCCUGGACAUUCUUUCUCUCCCACCUUCGUCAGCACGUGACACCGCAGCCGGGUCUGCUGGUUAUAUCAGACAGGCAUAACGGCAUCAAGGCUGCGCUAGAGGCUCCUGAUGGAGGUUGGUUACCUCCAUCUGCAUACCGCGCAUUCUGCAUUCGACACGUAGCUGCUAAUUUUGCCCUAACCUUCAAGGGCAAAGAUGCACGGAGGCUUCUUGUGAAUUCGGCGUAUGCCAAGACCGAGGUUGAGUUUGAUUACUGGUUUGAUAUACUACGGUCUGAAGACCCGGCGAUGUCAUCGUGA
Arachis duranensis is the source of this 1698-nucleotide messenger RNA. RefSeq lists its product as uncharacterized. NCBI's taxonomy places the organism in Eukaryota, Viridiplantae, Streptophyta, Magnoliopsida, Fabales, Fabaceae. The record is from RefSeq and is a predicted model, not a curated record. The transcript is spliced from 4 exons. The coding region runs from base 1 to 1698 and encodes 565 amino acids.